GUUUAGCGUGACGAGCGUGACAAACCGACCGCAACGCAACCAGCAAAUUCGAAACAACACAAACAAAACGCGCGCGAUUUCCUCGGAUUUAAAAUAAUUUAAACAUGUUAAAUUUUUUGAUAGUUCAAUAUGGAAAAAAUGUCUACAAAUGAACCGCAUAUGUUCCGGACGAUUCAAUCUCUAGCAAAAGCAGAAAAACUCGAAGAUCCGUUUGAGAAGGUUGAAUCGCUGCGAUGUGGUACGUCUCAGCUGUUUUACGACUCUCUCGCUUGUAACGAUGAAAAAUUUACAUGCUCUUUGGUACAAAGUCAUUUGCACAAAUAUCAGGAUGCGAUGAUUGAUCCAGAUUCCGUCAACAACUACUGUGAUGAAGUAAUGCAACUGCUAACGACCACUGGGCAGUCUGAUGAGGUUGACGAGAUUGAAGGCUCGGAAAUUUCUGCGAUUGCACUAGACGAUCCCCUAUCCUAUUUGACAGCGGAGAGAUUUUGCAAAGGUCGUUUUGAAGACUGUUCCAGCUGGGAGUUGAAUGAUGUAAUGGUGGAAUCACUGUUUGAAAGCGAUCCCAAAGCGGGUCGUCAGUCUCACGGCGAUGAAAGGGACAUAAGUUUUAGAACUAAUGCCACGUCCGUGAUACAACCCAAAGAAAACAUUACAACGCUAUCAGGUAUUGAAAGAAUGGAGCCCACAGUUCUGGAGGAAAUAUCGAAAAGAGUAUUUGCACCGCCAACGAGGAGCUUUUUUGCUCCAAAAGUUCCAACAAACUCCGCAAAUAGUGCCCGAAGCCCCGUUGCAACUACUUCCAGCUCUAGAAGCACCGCCGAUGCAAAUGCCGAACGUAAGACUGACGAAAACAAUUUCCGAACGGCCAAAGAUGAACUGCAAAUCCAAAACAUUAAGAAAUACGGCAACGCAAAUCCUCCAGGAAAAACGCCGCUUUUUUCAUAUGGCAAAAAAUCCCUCGGUGGUCGCCGAACAUUGGGAGGAAAAUUUGUGUGCCCAGUUCGCAACGAAGCAGGAGCAGACGAGACGAACAGAGCUGGUGCCGCUACAGGCUCUCCAAGUUCAUCUCGCUACAGUCAGGAGGAUAGGCCGGAGGAUGAAGAAAUAGACGAACGUCUGCGUCAUAUCGACCCAAAGAUGGUAGAGCUAAUUCGUAGCGAAAUCAUGGAUCGUUUCACGCCGCUGACUUGGGACGAUAUUGCUGGCUUAGACUAUGCCAAAACUAUCAUUCAAGAAGCGGUCGUUUGGCCCAUAUUGCGACCGGACAUCUUCACCGGGCUUCGUCGACCCCCACGGGGAAUUCUACUAUUUGGGCCACCAGGAACGGGAAAAACGUUGAUUGGGAAGUGCAUUGCCUCGCAGUCCAAAUCGACCUUUUUCAGUAUCAGUGCUUCGUCCCUGACAUCCAAGUGGAUCGGAGAUGGUGAGAAAAUGGUUCGGGCACUUUUUGCCGUGGCCUCGGUUCAUCAACCGGCGGUUGUUUUCAUAGACGAAAUCGAUUCCCUUCUUUGUCAACGAUCGGAAACGGAGCAUGAGAGUUCCCGAAGAUUGAAAACGGAAUUCCUGGUUCAACUGGAUGGGGCGGCCACUGCGGAAGACGAAAGAAUCCUGAUCGUUGGAGCUACCAAUCGUCCUCAGGAACUCGAUGAGGCGGCCCGUCGUCGGCUUGUCAAACGGUUAUACAUUCCUUUGCCGGAACUUCCGGCAAGAGUUCAGAUUCUGUCCCGUUUACUGGGAAGUGAGAAGAAUUCUCUUUCGAGCGCGGAAAUCAGUGAGAUCGGACAACUAACUGACGGCUUCUCUGGUGCUGAUAUGAAAGUUCUGUGCCACGAAGCUUCGAUGGGACCGAUCCGAUCAAUUCCCUUCGAUCAACUGGGGCAAAUCGGGAAGGACGAUGUGCGACCUGUGUGCUAUGAAGAUUUUAAGGCGGCGCUCGGUCGGGUAAGAGCCAGCGUGUCUCCGAAUGAUCUGACACAGUACGUGAAGUGGGAUCGGCUUUACGGUUCCGGUGCUUCCAGCUAACUACCAAAGGUAAGUGAGAUGGGGGUGGAUGUGUACUAAAUGAAUAAAUUAUGUUAAUCGAA
This is a messenger RNA of Aedes albopictus (Asian tiger mosquito), 2087 nucleotides long. RefSeq names its product fidgetin-like protein 1. The transcript is spliced from 3 exons. Lineage: Eukaryota; Metazoa; Arthropoda; Insecta; Diptera; Culicidae. The record is from RefSeq and is a predicted model, not a curated record. Gene Ontology annotation, molecular function: ATP hydrolysis activity; microtubule severing ATPase activity; ATP binding. Bases 130 to 2025 code for a protein of 631 amino acids.